AGGAACGUGUGGGGUGAUUUUGAAGGCAUCAGCAAUAAGGCUGCAGAGGAAAAAGAGAGCACUCUCAACUCUACAGCCGCUCCACGUGCAAAUCCAAGUGAAGGAUCCAAACCCAAAGGGAGCAAACAAGAAAGAAGGAGAGGCAAAAAAACCCAAAUGGAAGUAAAGGGGCGUAAAGAAGAACGGAAAGGCCUGGUCCCAAGAAGGGGGAGGCUCUAAAGGGAACUGCAGUGGCCAGGAGGAAGCUCUCAUCUCAGAUCAAACUAGCUGAAGGCGCUGGAUGGAAAGGAGCCUGCCAUGGAUCUUCUGUGCAUAUUGGGGAAUGAUCCGCAGGCUUACAACUGCUCCUUGAACACCACCACGGAGAACUGGACCAAUGGAACCCUCCGCAGGACCAGGAAUGAGAACAUUGCCAAGGUGGAGGUAGCAGUCCUCUGCUUCAUCUUCUUCCUCGCCCUGACGGGGAACCUGUGUGUGCUGUUGGCCAUCUACACUACUCGUCACAAGCAUUCCCGCAUGUACUUCUUCAUGAAGCACCUAAGCAUUGCUGACCUGGUUGUGGCCAUCUUCCAGGUCUUGCCUCAGCUCAUUUGGGACAUCACCUUCAGGUUUUAUGGGCCAGAUUACCUCUGCAGGCUGGUCAAAUACUUUCAGGUGGUGGGCAUGUUUGCUUCCACGUACAUGCUCUUGUUGAUGUCCCUGGAUCGGUGCCUGGCUAUCUGUCAACCCUUGAGGUCUUUACACAGGAGGUCUGACCGGCUGUCUGUCCUCCUCACUUGGAUGGUAUGCCUUCUGUUCAGCAUCCCACAGCUCCAGAUAUUUUCCAUGAAGGAUGUGGAUCAUGGGGGCAUUGAUUGCUGGGCAACAUUCAUUGAGCCCUGGGGACCUAAAGCCUACAUCACCUGGAUAACCUUGACUAUCUACAUCAUCCCCAUGUUUGUGCUGAGUGUCUGCUAUGGCCUCAUCAGCUUCAAAAUUUGGCAGAACGUGAGGCUGAAAACAAUCCAUGACACCAGCCUGAGUUUGACUUCCAGCAAUUGCCAUGGAGGAACACUCUCUAGGGUCAGCAGUAUCAAACUCAUUUCCAAAGCCAAGAUCCGGACAGUCAAGAUGACCUUCAUCAUUGUCUUAGCUUUCAUUAUGUGUUGGACUCCUUUUUUCAUUGUACAGAUGUGGAUUGCAUGGGACGAAAAUGCUCCAAAGGAAGAUUGGGCGUUCAUAAUCACCAUGCUCCUAGCAAGUCUGAACAGCUGUUGCAACCCCUGGAUCUACAUGCUUUUCACAGGCCAUCUUUUCCAUGACCUCUUGCACCGGUUCCUCUGCUGCUCUUCUCGGUAUUUAAAAUCUCGGCAAGGAUGUGACCUGAGUGUCAGCAAGAAAAGCAACUCCUCCACCUUUGUCCUGAGUCUCAAAAGCUCUAGUCAGAGGAGCUUCACACAGCCAUCAACUGCAUGAAGAGGAAGAACCCAGCUCUACACGAACUGCACUGCAACAGGCCGGUUCGCAUGAUCACAGCAAGGGAAACAAGCCAUGGUGGCUUAUUCUCCCCACUGCACAUGCCAGUUGCGUACCACCUGGAUUUCCUUACUGGCUGCGUCAUCCAAACCUGGGCGGCAUAGCUUGCU
This is a messenger RNA of Elgaria multicarinata webbii, 1625 nucleotides long. It is a transcript of the gene OXTR, whose product is annotated as oxytocin receptor. Gene Ontology annotation, molecular function: vasopressin receptor activity; oxytocin receptor activity; peptide binding. Gene Ontology annotation, biological process: maternal process involved in parturition; G protein-coupled receptor signaling pathway; cellular response to hormone stimulus. Gene Ontology annotation, cellular component: plasma membrane. The transcript has 2 exons. NCBI's taxonomy places the organism in Eukaryota, Metazoa, Chordata, Lepidosauria, Squamata, Anguidae. The record is from RefSeq and is a predicted model, not a curated record. Bases 298 to 1455 code for a protein of 385 amino acids.